CGGCCGCGGCGCUGGAGUUCCCGCAGCGGAGAUCCGGGACGCGGGACUGAGCCCAUCCGACGCCCAGCAUGGACCUGGAAACCAAAAUGAAGAAGAUGGGCUUAGGUCACGAGCAAGGAUUUGGAGCCCCCUGUCUAAAAUGCAAAGAGAACUGUGAAGGGUUUGAACUACACUUCUGGAGGAAAAUAUGUCGUAACUGCAAAUGUGGUCAAGAAGAGCAUGACGUCCUCCUGAGCACUGAGGAGGACCGGAAGGUGGGGAGACUCUUUGAAGACACCAAGUACACCACCCUGAUCGCCAAGCUGAAGUCAGAUGGAAUCCCCAUGUAUAAACGCAAUGUUAUGAUAUUGACCAAUCCAGUGGCUGCCAAGAAGAACGUCUCCAUCAACACCGUUACCUAUGAGUGGGCUCCCCCGGUUCAGAACCAGGCACUGGCCAGGCAGUACAUGCAGAUGCUCCCUAAAGAGAAGCAGCCAGUGGCGGGUUCAGAGGGGGCGCAGUACCGGAAGAAGCAGCUGGCGAAGCAGCUCCCUGCACAUGACCAGGACCCUUCUAAGUGCCACGAGCUGUCUCCCAAAGAGGUGAAGGAGAUGGAACAGUUCGUGAAGAAAUAUAAGAGUGAAGCUCUGGGCGUGGGCGACGUGAAGCUUCCUUCCGAGAUGAAUGCUCAAGGUGACAAGGUGCACAACCCUGCCGGAGACAGAAACACCCCAGCAGCAGUGGGUUCCAAGGACAAGUCUGCAGAAGCCAAGAAGACCCAAUAUUCCUGUUACUGCUGCAAAAACACCAUGAGGGAAGGAGACCCAGCCAUCUAUGCUGAAAGAGCUGGCUACGACAAACUCUGGCACCCGGCAUGUUUUAUCUGCAGCACCUGUGGUGAACUCUUGGUCGACAUGAUUUACUUCUGGAAGAAUGGGAAGCUGUACUGUGGCAGACAUUACUGUGACAGCGAGAAGCCCCGCUGUGCUGGCUGUGAUGAGCUGAUAUUCAGCAAUGAGUAUACCCAGGCAGAAAACCAGAAUUGGCAUCUGAAGCACUUCUGCUGCUUUGACUGCGACAACAUCCUGGCCGGAAAAAUAUACGUGAUGGUCCGUGACAAGCCUGUGUGCAAGCCGUGCUAUGUGAAGAACCAUGCUGUGGUGUGUCAAGGGUGCCACAAUGCCAUCGACCCGGAAGUGCAGCGAGUGACGUACAAUAACUUCAGCUGGCACGCGUCCACGGAGUGCUUCCUCUGCUCCUGCUGCAGCAAGUGCCUGAUCGGGCAGAAGUUCAUGCCUGUGGAAGGGAUGGUUUUCUGUUCUGUGGAGUGUAAGAAGAUGAUGUCCUGAGUGAACACCAAGCAGUAUUGAGCCAUAGCUGUCUACAGUGGCCUGCAUUUCAUGAUAAACUGCAGUUUAAAAAAAAAAUAAAAAAUAAAAGGAAAAAAAAAAGCUACAUAACGAACCGGAAGAUUUUGUCCAAUAUUUUUCUCUUUUUAACCAUUAUGAAUUUUGUCUGUCUUAUUUUUAAAUGACUGCUUUAAGCGCAUGAUUUAAAAAAAACAGUAAAGAAUUAUAGCUUUUAUUUCUGCACAUUAAAUAUUUGAGUUGGAAGCUUGAAUUUAAUCAAUCCUUAUAACCGCAUACUCCUAGUGCUAGAUAUAUUAUAUAUAUAUAUAUAUAUAAAAUCACUUAAAAUUAGUGUCCUGGGAGAGAUGAACAUUUUAACUUCCAUGCUUGUCCCCCAUGGGAAAUGUAAAGGAAGUUACAACCGCCUGUCGAGCGGUUUGAUGAUGGUGACGUCAGCUCAGUGAGGAGUUCCUUGUGGCAGGCAGUGUGGUCCACGUUGGGUGUUCCAGUGCCUAAGCCUUUGCAUCCCCCAUGGAGGCAGAGGGGCCUCUCCCUCCUGCAUCUCUCUCUGGUUACUUUACCUCUCAGUAUCCUCUUUUGUCAUCUAGCGACCUCCAUCUGUGGCCUUGAAUAUUUUAUAUGUAUGUGGUUAGGACAAUAUGUGCACUUUGCUCUUAGAGAUUUUUUUUUUUUGUUUUUUUGUCCAGAAGAUAAAAGUAGGCCAUUCAUUUAAUUUUUUUGAAACCCAAAGAAUAUAUAGGUUUUGUACCCAGGGAAUUAUAACUCAUGCUGAUGUCACCUUAAUGCCAUGCCUUGACUCAGUUGUUUGCAUGAUUUCCAAUGUUACCAGAUGGAUACUCUCUUGUGCUACCUCUGAGCUUGCUAUAGACACAAAGGCUGUCUUCUUUGCCUGUGCACGCGCAUCCUUGGGUAUUUUUUAAUGUUUUCCGUGUAUGCUUUCAUACAUAACUAUGCACUAUAAAUAUUAAAUGGAAUGACUUAUAUGAUAUUGAAAAUAAAGCCUCUUUCACUUUAA
Rattus norvegicus (Norway rat) is the source of this 2364-nucleotide messenger RNA. RefSeq names its product testin LIM domain protein (gene Tes). Gene Ontology annotation, molecular function: zinc ion binding. The record is from RefSeq and is marked provisional. Gene Ontology annotation, cellular component: cytoplasm; focal adhesion. Bases 69 to 1328 code for a protein of 419 amino acids. The transcript has 7 exons. Lineage: Eukaryota; Metazoa; Chordata; Mammalia; Rodentia; Muridae.